Molecule: messenger RNA, 4352 nt
Organism: Cannabis sativa
Lineage: Eukaryota; Viridiplantae; Streptophyta; Magnoliopsida; Rosales; Cannabaceae
Product: AT-rich interactive domain-containing protein 4
Exons: 15
Coding region: 1569-3917 (782 amino acids)
Molecular function (GO): DNA binding
Source: RefSeq, a predicted model, not a curated record
UGCUUUAAUCGACUCUUGACAUCAUUUCUAGAAAAAAGGAUUAUAGAACAUUCAUAAAUGAUUGAACUACACAAUCCAACUUACAAACUGAUCCAAAAUUGGUAUAAUGAUAAAAAUUUUCGUAUGAAUAAGAAAGAUUCUUUCUUUUCCAAGCUAACGACUUUCCAAUUUAGAAACCCAAUUGAAACAGAUUAAAUAAGUCUGUAGUGUAUUUUUAAUUCAUUUAUAGUUCAUGUUUAUAACCCCAACUCUUAUUCCGCCGGCGCGUGUAUGUGCACGUGCGUAAGGUGGGAGAGAGGAAAAUGGCGGUGGUCAGGACUGGUGCUGAGUUGACGAACUUGAAGCUUUGAUGAAUAAUUCGAAAUAAUAGAACCUCUGAUUUUUCUUUUCGAACACGAGAACCAAUAUAAAAACUCAACAAAUUCCAUAUGUAUAUGUAUAAAAAGAAAAAAAAAGAAGAAGACAAGUUUAUCUUUUUAUGUUUUUGAAAAUUCACUAUUUAAAUUGUGUUUUCUUUUUUGUUUGUUUUUUUAAUUUAUUAUGAUGUAAUGUAAAGAGUCGGACUAAACAAACCCAAUUUACAAUUUUUGGUUUGUUUGUUCUGUCACCAAUCAGGAAUUGUCUACUUUUCUUUCUUUUUUUUUCCUAUUCAUUAUUUUUAUAAUCAGUUCAUAAAAAAGUAGUUUUUAUGUUUUUUUUUUUCAAUUUGAAUUAUUUUUGAUAAUGUUUGACCCUGAAUAUGUUGCAAUGAUAUUUCCUGACACCUACACCUCAUUUAUGUUUGAUAACUUUUUAAUUAAUUUUAGGAGGACUGUGGCCAUUUGAUUUUGUGUUUUUGUGUUAGAGAGGCUUGGAAAGAGAAGGAGAUAAUUUAUAAUUCUUAUCGAGAAGUAGAUUCUUUUUAUACGGAUUAUUUUUCCCUUUUUAUUAUUUUUUUUUUGGGAUUUGAUUUUUAAGGGCUAGGGUUUGCUGUCUCUAUACUUUACUCUCUUCCUUGUUUAUGAUUAUUCAAGGUACGAACUCACUUGGGUCGUUGAUAUUUUCAUAAUUCCUCAUCUGGGCCACUUGACGUUCCUCUCUUUCGCAUCUGGGUCGGUCGGUAAUCUUGCUUUCCUUCUCUCAAUCGCCUCAAGUCGCUGGAUUUUUCCUUGUUUUCUCGCUCGAUUCGUGGGUUUCCUCAUCUGGGUUUUUGUUUUUCGAUUUUUUUCUUGAAUUUAGAGUAUUUUUAAGGUUAAAAUCGAGGGCUUUUUUUUACUACUUGAUUCCAUUAAUUAGUGAAAUUUGUUCUUCUGGUUUCGUUUUGCGUUUUUCCUCUGUAAAUUUCAUGGGAUCAAGUUGCUAGGACCUCUGUAUGAGUACAAUUUUUUUCUUCUUCUGUGAUUUAGCUCUCUUUCAUUAUUGCUCCGCAGAAGGUAGAAUUUUUGAAUUAGAAUACUGAUUAGGAGGACAUUGCUGCCUGGUUGUGAUGAAUUUUUCAAUUUAGCUCUACUCUGAGGACGUUGACGACUUUCCUUUACCAAAAGGAAGUUUAAUACCUUGUCAACUCUCUAGGAAUCUGUUCAGAACAAAUGUUUCAUCCUCAGGGAGCUUCGAAACAAUCUUGUAGUCUCUUAGCAGUUACUUGCGGCGGUGUCUCAGAAUCAAAACUUAAAAAGGAUGUGUUAGGGAAUCAGUCGGCAUAUCCCUUCCCGGAGUUGGUCUCUGCAGGGCGUUUGGAGGUUCAAACUCUGACUAGCCCAAGCAAAGAGGAGUUUUCUAAACUUCUUGAAUCUUAUAAACCAAAUCUUGUAUACUUACAAGGAGAACAACUUGAGAAUGAUGAGGUUGGCGCUCUAGUGUGGGGAGGAGCGGACUUGUCCACCCCUGAAGCUGUAUCUGAGCUCUUUGGCACCACAUUGCCUUCCACCGUUUAUUUGGAGAUACCAAAUGGUGAGAAAUUUGCAGAGGAUCUUCAUUUAAAGGGAAUUCCUUAUGUGAUAUAUUGGAAGAACACUUUUUCUCGCUAUGCUGCUUGCCACUUUCGUCAUGCACUGCUUUCAGUUGUAAAGAGUUCAUCAACUCAUACCUGGGAUGCUUUUCAACUUGCGGAUGCUUCCUUUAGGCUUUACUGUCUCCGAAACAACCACGUCCUUCCUGCUAAAGGCCAUAAGAUUAGUGGUGAACUAGGGCCAUGUCUACUUGGAGAGUGUUUAAAAAUCAAUGUAGAUCCUCCGGCAGCAGAGGCAGAGGAAGAUGAAGAUGGUUCUUUAGAUGCAGUCCCUGCCAUUAAAAUACACGAUGAUGAUGUGAGCUUGAGGUUUCUUGUUUGUGGUGUACCAUGUGCAUUAGAUGCAAGCUUAUUAGAACCGUUGGAAGAUGGCCUUAAUGCCCUUUUAAAUAUUGAAAUACGCGGGAGCAAGCUUCAUGGAAAGUUCAGUGCUCCUCCACCACCUCUUCAGGCGGGAACUUUUUCUCGUGGUGUUAUUACCAUGAGAUGUGACGUAUCUACUUGUAGUUCUGCACACAUCUCACUUUUAUUGUCGGGAAGUGCACAAACGUGCUUUGAUGACCAGCUGUUGGAGAAUCACAUAAAGAACGAAAUUAUUGAAAAUAGCCAACUAGUUCGCUCACUUCCCAGCAGCGAGGGAAACAAACUACCUUUGUCUGAACCUCGAAAAUCUUCUUCUAUUGCUUGUGGAGCAACUGUAUUUGAAGUAUGCAUGAAGAUUCCUGCAUGGGCCUCACAGGUUUUGAGGCAACUAGCUCCUGAUGUUUCUUAUCAUAGUUUAGUGGCCCUUGGAAUAGCCAGCAUUCAGGGAUUACCUGUUGCUUCCUUUGAGAAAGAUGAUGCUGAGCGCCUGCUUUUCUUUUGCUCAAGUCAGGAGAGAGACAUAUCAAAUGGCUUGAUUUUCAGCAAUCCUCCUAGUUGGUUGAGACCGCCUGCUCCAAGUAGGAAGAGAUCUCAUCCAUGCCAAGAGAGAAGCGUGGUUGUGUAUGAUGGUUAUGGUCUUUCAAAACAAGAUAAUCCCAAAACAAAUGAAGAGGACAAGGGGAGAGGGUCAGUAAAUGGGGUUAGCACUCCACUACUGCCAGCAAGGCAACGAUUGAAAGUUGCAGCCAUGAGGCCAAUACCUCAUGUUCGUAGGCCAAAAAUGGUACCCUUUUCAGGAACUUCAGUGGCAGAUGGGCAUGAUGGAAGCCAAGUUAAGGCAAAUAUUCCGGUUGCUCCUCCCACCAAGCUCAGCAUAGUAGGAUUAACUCCUGCAACUCAGCGUAAAUCGUUGGCAAGCUCAUCACAGGCUAAGCAAAUUAUUUCCUUGAAUCCAUUGCCUUUGAAGAAACAUGGCUGUGGUAGAAGCCCAAUACAUGCUUGUUCAGAGGAGGAGUUUUUGAAGGAUGUGAUGCAGUUUCUAAUGCUUCGAGGACAUACCCGACUUAUCCCUCAAAGUGGUAUUGCCGAGUUUCCGGAUGCCAUACUCAAUGGAAAGCGUCUUGACCUCUACAAUUUGUACAAAGAGGUGGUUACCAGAGGUGGCUUUCAUGUUGGUAAUGGCAUUAACUGGAAAGGACAGAUCUUCUCUAAGAUGCGCAAUUACACCAUGACCAAUAGAAUGACUGGUGUCGGAAAUACGCUAAAAAGGCAUUAUGAAACUUACUUACUCGAAUAUGAAUUGGCUCAUGAUGAUGUGGAUGGGGAGUGCUGCUUACUUUGUCACAGUAGUGCUGCAGGGGACUGGGUAAACUGUGGUAUGUGUGGCGAGUGGGCGCACUUUGGCUGCGACAGAAGACAGGGUCUUGGAGCCUUUAAGGAUUAUGCCAAAACAGAUGGGCUUGAAUACAUCUGUCCACACUGCAGUGUCAGUAACUUCAAGAAGAAGUCACACAAGGUUUCAAAUGGAUUUGGUCAAGGACUAACAGCAUCAUCACGGCAGCUAUAAUUCAAUUUUGGUUAAGUUUCAUUGUUUGGCACUCUAAUUACAAGGUCGCUUUCUCCCCUAAUCCUGCACGAAAAAAUUGUUAGUUUGUUGGAAUGUGUACUAUUCAUUAAAGGAAUGGAAGUUGAUAGGGAAAGAGAAGUUAGGGGGAGAAAGAGAGGACUAAAAGGUAGGCAAGUAUAGAGUAUAUCAGUAUACUAAUGUUAAUGUAGGCCAAUAUAUUUAUCCUAAUUAGUAGUAGGAAACCUUCAUUUUUGUCUCCUUAUAUUGCUCUCUUUUCCUCCCCUUUUGUUAUGGGGUUUUGGGGAAUUUGAUGGAGAAGAAAUCUACGUUAUAUAGGAAAGGGUGGUUGUAAUAUAUUUGUAUUUCCAUUUUCCCGAAAUUGACAUCUACUAAUAUUUUUUUUCCUUAUUCAAUGAAAGCUAAUGAUAACAUCUA